AUGGGUGAAGGUGAUUGUGGAAACGGAAAAGUAAUAAUAGUCCGCGAGUUUAACUGCGGUGACAGUUUAGAGGUCCAGCGCAUCUUUCGGGAGGGUAUGAUGGAGAUGAUCCCGGACACGGCUUUUCGCGGACUGUGCCAUCACCCCGAGAGCCAGCUUCUCUAUGGUCUUCUGUGUUUCUUGUGUUUCCUGACUACAAGAUCGCUUAUGAUAACCUGUUGUAUGCCGGCCUUGAUAUUAUGUGCGCGCUAUUACUGCAGCAAGAGAGUGGUGCACGAGUGCAUGGAGCACGCGCUCAGUUCCGACAUGGGCGACAUUGACAAACACUAUAUGAAAUCACCAGACACUCGUUUUUGGGUAGCAGUAUUGGGUGAGCAUGUGGUGGGUAUGGUGGCAGCACAUAUUCACCGUGGGGGUGGUAUUGAGUUGUUGCGCAUGUCUGUGGACCAGCGUUAUCGAAGACGUGGCAUCGCCAUGGUACUGGGACGCAGGGUGCUGCAGUUUGCAAGGCAACGUGCUCAUUUCAUGUCCGCUUCCUGUGUUGUUUUGGGCACCACCUCAUAUACCCCUGCUGCUCACCAGCUGUACCGCUCCCUGGGCUUCCGCUGCGUUGGGGUCACUGAAGGAUACAGCAUGACUGGUACGGGCAGGUCUCUCCUGCAGAGGGCAUUCUACAGAGUGCGUCAUCAUCACUAUCAGCUGGACAUCAACACCAAUUAG
Molecule: messenger RNA, 720 nt
Organism: Chanos chanos (milkfish)
Lineage: Eukaryota; Metazoa; Chordata; Actinopteri; Gonorynchiformes; Chanidae
Product: N-acetylaspartate synthetase-like
Exons: 3
Coding region: 1-720 (239 amino acids)
Cellular component (GO): mitochondrial membrane
Molecular function (GO): L-aspartate N-acetyltransferase activity
Source: RefSeq, a predicted model, not a curated record